Messenger RNA from Erpetoichthys calabaricus (reedfish), 9220 nucleotides. It is a transcript of the gene rusc2, whose product is annotated as RUN and SH3 domain containing 2. Bases 305 to 5356 code for a protein of 1683 amino acids. The transcript is spliced from 13 exons. Gene Ontology annotation, cellular component: cytoplasmic vesicle. Lineage: Eukaryota; Metazoa; Chordata; Cladistia; Polypteriformes; Polypteridae. The record is from RefSeq and is a predicted model, not a curated record. Gene Ontology annotation, molecular function: protein binding.
UGGACUUCAUGCGUUUUGUUUUCUGCUCGACUAAGCCAUAGUCGUGAAGAAGGAGGAGCCUGACUGUGUGACAUUCAGCACACCGCUCCUAUCGGCCCUAUGCUCUCAACCACAUUUGAUAAGAGAUGGACUGCAUUAUUUUUCUUCUUCGUCCGGUGAUUGGGUUGGGAUGUUACCGACUAUAUCGAUGUCCCUUUACGUCAUGUUUUCAAGUGAUUACCAUGUUGCAUUGUAACACUAGGUCCCAAGGCACCUGCUGUGUGGAUUUUUCUAACCAUCUUAUCAAUUAAAGUUGUUAUUCAGCAUGGACAGCCCCCUUAAACUUUCUGGGGAGACCUUAAUUGUUCACCAUAUCCCACUUGUGCACUGCCAGAUCGCAGACAGGCAGUGCUGCAGCUCCAUCAAGAGAGCCAACCCAUUCUGCCAGCCUGAUUUAGGACUGACUCGGACCACCUCCUUGCCUGAAAGGGAUGUUUUGCUGAAAGAAGACCUGGUUUAUAGCAGCUUGAUUAAGGCAUCCAGUAGUGGUGGUGGAGACAGUAAGUUAAUUGAUUCCUCUUCGUUCUCGUCUUCAUAUAACUUGGUAGAAACCAAAGUAAAAGAGUAUGCAGGGAAAGGAAACCAUAAGCAACGCUACAAUCCUUUUCUUCUAAACGCAAAAGAUAAAAAACAAUUUGAUGGCUACCAGGAAGACUCCUCCUUUCAUCUUCAUGUUAACAGCAAUACUAAUACUGAUAAGCACUCUUCCUUUCAUUUUACCCCUCACUCAUUUCUUCUACAUGAAAACAUGGAAACUUCCCUUAGGUCUGCGACUGCUAUUUCACACAGACUUGGUGCAGCUGAAGGCCGAGAAAGUGUUGGGUGCAAUUUAAUGAUGAACAAUCCUAACUGCUGCAACACAAAAACAAUGGAACGAUUAGUGGAAUGCUUGGACCUCUCUGGUCAUCACUGUCAACAACGUAAUGGGAGUAGUGGCUCCACUCUCUCAAUGGACUGUGGGGAACAGGAGUGGAAUAGCAGCCCUCCUGAGGAAGAUGAUCAGCUGAGGGAAGACCAACAGAGUCACCCCUGUAGUUGCUGUUCUAGCAUGGACUUUAAUCAUCCACCUUCUUCUGCAAAUCGUUGCCGCUGCUGCUUUUAUAGCUUUUCUGAUCCUUCUGAAAUUAAUGAUGAGCAGAUGGGCUAUGUUAGUGACUCUUCCUGCAAUAGCUCAGAUGGUGUGCUGGUUAACUUCAGCACAAUUUACAAUAAAAUGAAGAAUGAUGUUCCUUCGAAAUCUCUGAACAUGAACUCUGAAGAUCAAUCCUGUGAGUCCUCUAUCGGUAGCCACUCAGAACCAGGUGUAGCAUUUUACCUUGACUUGCAUACUUCACCCUUAGAAUCCCAGGGAGGAUGUUCUCAGGGGUUGGGUGGUUUCAGUAGUGGCUUUGAUCAUACUAGUAACUAUCAGCAAUCUCCAGACACCUUGGAUGCCAAUUGUAAUUCCUAUCACCUUAAUUGUGAAGCUGGUCCUGGCUUAUCAGAUGGGUCUGAUGUGACCUCUUGCUUCCAAAGCCAGGCACGUUUAGUAGUGGCAACCCAGAAUUAUUAUAAGCUAGUAACCUGUGACCUCUCUUCACAAUCUUCUCCUAGUCCAGCUGGAUCCUCUAUUGCCAGUUGCUCUGAUGAGCAUAACAAGAGCAGUCCUAGCCAGCCUACUGAAUAUUAUCUGUUUCAAAAGCCUGAGGACAACGAGCAAGGAAAAUGGUUUGAGCAACAGGGAGACAGUAAGGAUGAUGAGACCAUAGAGGAUCAAAUGGCUCAUAGUGUUAUUGAAGGACAGGUUUAUAUCAAUGUUUCUCCUCCUAAUAUGCACAGCACAGGGCGACCACGCUCUAGGAGCUAUGACCGGCACCUGCAUAAAUCACCAUCUCCUCGCCUUGGGUCUUUGGAGCGUAUGAUGAGCUGUCCAGUAAAGCUGAGUGAGAGUUCUUCACACUUCUCUCACCACUCUUCCCCACCCCGAAGAGUCACAUCCUUUGCAGAAAUUGCACGUAGUAAGAUAAGGAGUAAUAGUUUGAAUGGAAGCUCUCCCCCUCUAAGGAAGAGCAGUGACUCAUCAUCCCAAGACAUUACACCAGUGUCUGAUAUUCAGCUAUGCAUGGGAGAAUGCCACAGUCUACCACCCAUGCCCUUAUUGCACUGCUACAACCAGGGAAACUAUGAUCUUGAAUCUGCUGCUGGAGGAUCACCAUUGCAUAGAUUUAUUGAUAAAGAAAGCCCCCAGCCCCCUGUGAUGUCUGCAGAGCCUAGUCUGGAGGUUCGCACCAAAGCUGAAGGAGGUUCUAUCAGUGAUGGAAGGGCAAUUAUACGUUACAGCAAAGAGCAGCGCCCCACCACUUUGCCAAUCCAGCCGUUUGUUUUUCAACAUCAACUCAGCAAACCACAUGCCAAGCUACGUCCAUUGCUCAGUGACUACAUCAGUCAAAUGUACAACCGUCCUAUUGGCCAGCCAGCAUCUGACAGUGUCAUGCAGAGGGAGGACAAAGAGGAUGGAGUGAAGAAGACUAGUCCUGAUUCAGUUCGAUUGUCCCCUCUGGGAAGCUAUUCACCAGUGCAUAAUGGUGACUCCAGCCCUGAAACCUGUUCAACUUGUACCCCAACACCUGACAGAUCUAGUAAACCACCCCGCAGUCGUUCUUGUCCUGUCUCUGCCAGCCUCCUCCCAAUCAAAGUUUCACCAGAGGCUAGACAGUUUGGCAAAGCUAAUGCUUAUCAUAAUGGAGAUCAGUGCAAAGAAAACCCCUGCUCUCAGAAAAUACAGCAAGGGGGUCUGAUUGACUCACCAACAAAGGAACAACCAUCUCUGUCAGAGAAAGUUAGUGGGUACUGCCUGCAUGAAACAGCUCGACCUGCAUUUUCCCCAUCAGCAUUUAACUCAUUGUCACAGCUAAACCCACAACAGAAGUACAUUAAAAGUGAGGGCAUCAAAGAAGCAUACAGACAAAGCAGUAUUCCAGUUCGUCCUGCAAAUGGCAACAUGGACCUUUGGUUUGAGCUGCAUGCGGUGUCACAGCAUGGACCUUUGGGGAUUCGGGGAUUCCGUACAUCCGGAUUCCGUACAUCCGGGGAUGCCGGACAUCCGUUACUUAAAAUAUUGCCAAUAACUAUAAAUCCUGAAAUAAAGGAGCACUCAACUCAAACAUGGAACACUGUGUUUCUUCUGUAUUUUCACUUUCUCUUUCUCCUCUGUCUUUUUUUCUUUGUCUGCUGGUCAUACUUUCAACCUAUAGCUCAUCAUCUAUCGCCACAGGCCCUGAAAUGGCGUGAAUAUCGGCGUAAGAACCCUCUGGGCCUGGAGCGUUCAGUAGCUGUUCCUCUACUUGGCAGUGUGGACUCAAGGAGGCCAGAGAAUAGAGUAACUCGGCGCAAUGUAUUUGAUUUUCCACCAUUGAUGAACCAUGGCCACUCCAAACUGAAUGGUCAGUCAAUGAAACAACUACAGAACUAUUAUAGUGAUUUGUUUCCUGAUUAUUUCUCACUAACUGAAAAACCUCCUGAAGAGUUUUGUCUAUCUCCAGAUGCAGCCACUGAGUCCAUCUCCAUUGACAUUGUACAGAAAAGAGAGCUUGUCAAGGCCAUGAACACUGCAGUGGAUCUGAUUGUUGCUCACUUUGGAAAUAGUCGAGAUCCUAGUGUAAAGGCCAAACUUGGAAACAGCUCUGUGAGUCCUAAUGUGGGUCACCUUAUAUUGAAAUACCUAUGUCCAGCCAUCCAUGCUGUGCUUAGCGAUGGUUUGAAGCCUUUCAUCCUUGAUGUGAUUAUUGGUCAGCGACGUAAUGUUCCCUGGAGUGUUGUGGAAGCUUCUGCACAGCUUGGUCCCUCUACCAAACUUCUGUAUAGUCUGUAUGGUAAGAUCAGCCAGUACUCAGAACUGACCAGUCACACCAUGCGCUUUAAUGCCUUUAUCUUUGGUCUUCUGAAUAUGAAGUCUGUGGAAUUUUGGUUCAACCACUUGUACAACUGUGAAGAUGUGGUGACUACUCAUUACCACCAGUGGGGUUUCUUACCCUUGUCACAGGGAGUGUGUCAUUUGCUAUUUGAGGAGCUACUUCUGCUUUUACAGCCACUUUCUUUGUUGCCUUUUGACCUGGAUCUUUUGUUUGAGCACCGUCUGCUGCAGAAGUCCCAUGAUCAUUUCCGUCGCAAGGAACAGCUCUGCCUAGCUGGCCAGGGCUUAGAGCAGUCAGUCAGAUCCACAUUUCAGCUUAUGAGAGGGUGGGGUGUGGGAUCAGUCCGAGAAGUAGUAGAUGCUCAUAAGGAAAGAAAAGGACGCAAUAACAGUUUUGUAGGGAUAAAGGCAGAGACUAAAGCAGUCCAUGGAGUCUUUUUUAAUGGGGAGAAAGACAAGUGUAAAGGAAUUGCAAGAACAGAAGUGGACACUUUGAGGGAAAUUGAACCUGAUCUGACAUAUCUUAGAGAAAGAAGUAAAGUUAUGGCUUUAGAAAGAAAAGCUGGUGAGGAAAAUGGAGUCAGACCAAAAGACAGAAAUGCUGGAUGGUGGUAUCAGUUGAUGCAAAGCUCUCAAGUAUAUAUGAAUAAUAGUUCAGAGAGCUCCAGGUUUGUGAAGUCAGAGAAAAGAAAAAAAACAAAUGGAUGUGGCCAACCAUCACUUACGACAGUAGAAGAAGUGACAGACAGACAAAUUCAUCCACCACCCAGGGAAGGUGUUGUAGAGGGUGCUGAAGCUGGUCCCAAUGCAAAUAUAGAGAAAGACAAAGGAAGUGGUGUGGUCUUCACAGAAAAAGGAAAAGCCUCUUGGAUGGGAAGUCCACCAGAAUCAGUGCUGAACGACUUAAAAAAAAGCAAAGAGAAAGAGUUUGUUAAACAAGAGAACAAAAUUCCCGCUGUACAUAUGCAUGUGAACCAAGAGUUGUUAGCUCAACGGAUACGCUGGGGAAGACUCUUUGGAGCUGAUCUAAGCACUUCCCACAAGAGAGAAAACUUGGAGCAUCGAACAUCUAGGGGAACUAAAAGCAGGUUACCUUCUGGAUGGCUCAACCUGGAGAAAUCUGUAUUAGAUUUCAUGACAAUAACAGUGGGGACAGGGAAACAAAAGAAUAAGACAUUUCCAUGUUCAGAGGCACAACACUAUGUGGAGCUACAAGACCAUGUUGCAAAGCAAGAGAUUUACUGGGAGGUAAGGGCUCUUUGUCAUCACAUUGCCACUGAACCAGGACAGCUGAGCUUCAAAAAAGGAGAUGUGCUACAAGUUCUGGGCAAAGCAGACCAUGAAUGGCUCCAUUGCAGGCUGGGAAGUCUUUCUGGUUUAGUACCCAUAAUCUAUGUAACAUUACCGGAAGAGCAGGACAGCUGAAAACAGACAAGAGCUGGAGAUGUGAAUGGAGGAGGGGACUUUGUCAGGUCUGCACUGCUAUAUAAGUGAAUUUCAUACAAGGGUUGUUGCACAUCGGCAAGACUUCACAUAACUUAGAGUAAACUAUCACGAAGGAAGCAGACACUUACAGAUUAGAAUACCCAAAAGAGCUAUUGCUCCUUCAACUAAACUUCAACUUCACAACACUUGCACUUUGGAUAAGUUUGCCUUUGGUGGCCCAGAUUUGAAUAUAAAAGGAUGCAUAAUGUUAAUUUGCUGAACAGCAUUCUUUGCAACAGGAGCUGUACACUACUUACCACACAAAACUUAAGCUUUUAACACAAAAUGAUCACGAGCACAUAAUACUUGGUGGAGAAUAUCAACUUCAAUCUAAUAGAAACAUCUAUAUUGUUAUCAAUGAAGUCUAACCUGAAGCCACUUGCUUUUAUUCAUUUCAAAGGGAGUACAAAUGUAAAACUGAAAAAAUAAAAUGAAGGAAACUGUGACAAAUGGUCUCCUGUGCACAUAUUCGAGGCUAUUUGCAUUCUCCAUUUCAAGAUCAGAGCAGAUGGAGUGGAUCUACAACAUGAAGAGCAUAUAUUAUUGAUGUGGAAAUCCUCAAAAGCUGAACUUGGAUUUAUCACUGAAAAACUUAAUAGGAACCUUGUGCAUGUGUCCAUGCUUCCUGCAUCCCAUUAUUGCUAUAAUGAGGACUUACACACUCUGCUUGGGGGUUCAAGGAAAAGUAGCAAAUACACAAAAUUGUGUGUUGCAUUUACAGUAUUAAUUCCUUAACAAAGUGUAGUUAUGAGCAAUACAAAAGUCAAGGUUGUAAACAAAGAUGUCAAGCAAAGGUUUGUUAAUCUUAGGGCAGAGAAAUUAUACAAUAAAUAAUAAUAAUACAAGGCAAGUAACAGGUAAUGAACUUCACUAAAUGAUUGGAUGGAUAGAUAUAUACACUGAUCAACUACAAAAUUAAGACCACAAAUAUUGUGACAGUCCACCUUGUGCUGCCAAAACAGCUCUGACCCAUCAAGACAUGGACUAUACAUGAUCUCUGAUGGUGUCCUGUGGUAUCUGGCACCAAGAUGUUAGCACCAGAUCACUUAAUGUAAUGAAUUAUUAUUAUUAUUAAGUCCUCUGAGUUGUGUAGUGGGUGCUCCAUUGUUUAGACUUGUUUUUACAGCACAUCCCAUAGUUGCUCAAUCGGAUUGAGAUCUGGGGAAUCUGGAGGCAAAGUUAACACCUCUGUCAUGUUUCUCAAACCAUUCUUAAUCAAUUUUUGCAGUGUGGCAGGACAUAUUAUACUGCUGAACUAGGCAUCUACCAUUAGGGAAUACCAUUGCCAUGAACGGGUUUAUGUUAUCUGCAGCAAUCUAUAGGUAGGUAGUAUAUGUCAAAGUAACAUCCAAAUGAAUGGUAGGACCCAAGGUUUUCCAGCAGAACAUUGCCCACAGCAUCACACUGCCUCCACCGACUUGCCUUCCUCCCAUAGUGCAUCCUGCUGCCAUCUCUUCUCCAUGUAAAUGACUACCACAUAUCUUCUUCCAUUGCUCCUUAGUCCACAUUAGAUGCUCACAUGCACAUUGUAGGUGCUUUUGGUGGUGGAAAGGAGUCAACAUGAACACUCUGACCAGUCUGUGGCUAUACAGCCCCAUGCACAGCAAGCUGCAAUGCAUUGUGUGUUCUGACAUCUUUCUUUCAUGCCCAGGAUUACAUGUUUCAUCAGUUUGUCCUAUAGUAGAUCAUCUGUGGGAUCGGUCCAGACAGUCUAGCCUUUGCUACCCACAAGCAUCAGAGAGCCCAAUUUUCUUGCUUCUAAUACAUCACCUUCAAGAAGUGACUUUUCACUUGUUGGCUAAUAUGUCCCACCACUUGUCAGUUGCCAUUGUAACGAGGUAAUAAUUGUUAUUCAUUGCACCUCUCAGUGGUUUUAAUGUUGUGGCUGAUCAGUGGAAACAGAUUGCACUUCAAUUAUCCUCUAGGGGAAAUUAAGACUUUACAGAAGCUCAAGUAAAAUAUAAUUAUUAUGGCAAACCUCAUCCCAUCAAACACACACCAAACACACAGAAGAACUUUUCUUUUUGAGUAAGGAUGAGAGCUGUUCCCUUCUAACAUUAAGCUAACAAGUAAGAAUAAGAUGGAUCAGGUUGUGGUCAGAUCAUGGAAGCUUGUCCUUGUUCCAUCCAAAACAAUGGUUGAAAUCGUCCCCAUUCCAGGGCCAUAAUGAUUCAUCAUUAAGGCAUUGGUAACAGAGUGAAUCAUGUCUGUUGCUGAGAGGAAGGAAUACAAACAUUAAUUGGGGUGAUGUAAACUUUCUUCCUAGGCAGUAGCAUGUACAAAUUUGGACAAACAGUAUUUCAAAGUCUGGAAUAUAUAAUUUACUUAUAAUUGUAAUGUGCUUGCUUUUGCACCACUGCUCAUUCACAGAGAUGGUCAGUCCCUCUCCUGCCUUUUUCCACUGAAUUUGAUCAUAGAUGAUGAUAUCCAUCCAGCAUUAAAAUAGCAUCUGCAGUAAUUUGUUUAAACUAGUUCUCCGCAAUACACAAAAUGCAACAGUACUUGAAAAUUUUGUGACUCGCCAUGAGAUCUUAUAGGUUAUCCAACUUUUUUGAAAGUGAUUGAACAUUCAUCGUUACAUGGAAGCAGGCCAGAUCUGAAACCUUUCCUUCUUACAUUUGUCCUCGUUUGUGGCUGUUCGCCCUUUCCAUUUUCAGAUAAGCAGUUCUUCUAAUAAAGUGCAACAAGAGUUUCUUACACACUAGCAAUCUCAGUGCUACUAGUUGGCUAAAGGAAUACAUAACAUACCCCACUUUACUUCUCAGAGUCUCUUACUUUCUAAAAUGUUUCAAACAUAAGGUAGUCUUCAAAGCCCCUUUACUCUCCCUGUGACUUCUCCCAAGUUUGCAGCUUUUCCAAAAGCUAGUUGAUAAGGCGAUGCUCGGAUUUGUGAUGACAGCGGCAUAUCUUCAAUUUAAUAUGCCCUUCUAAAUUUAUAAUGACAAGCUGGAUGCCAGAUUACAUCUAAUCUUAACUUUAAAUAGUGUUAAAUGAAAAUGUGUAUCAUAAGCUAGCAAGUACAAAGGAAAACAGAGCUUCUGUAAAUGCUGCUGUUUGUAUGGCUCCCAGAAGUGAGAAUGAAGAAUGAUUGUGUAAGAAUGACCCUUGAGUUUAUCCUGAAGGGAAGAAGGUUACAGGUUAUGAAUUUUAGCAGACUCAAGCACAGACUAAUGUAUCACCCACGUUUGUGUGGUAUGGCCUUCGCAUUGUUGUUUAAAUUAAGUAAAUUCUUACGCUGUUGACAAAUAUAUCAGAACUCUAACCAGGUGGUGGAUGUCAGUAUUUACGAACAUAGGUGGCAAUACUUUAGUCUUUAAGUACAAGCUGUAUAGUCACUUAAUUAAAAUAUAUAGCAAAGCAGGUUCCAAUAGCAAACUGUUUACUUUGUCUGUUGCACAUACAUUAGUGACACCCCAGUGGAUUUCAGUUUUAGGUAGGAAAUUGAAUUUUGCACAGCUUUUAUUGUAUUCAAAAGUAGGAAAUAGAACUUGGGUCUGUUGUUUAAAAUUUAUUGUUGUAAAAUAUUGGACAUACUGUUUAGUCAAGUCAUUUGAAGGCCGAGGAUAUUUACCUUUCCAGAUUGUACAAGUAAUGUUGAGUGAGAGCUUCUUGGUGAUUUUUUGUUUUCCUAUUACAUUCUUGGCAGUUAUGACAGGCAGUGUUAGACAAAAAGAACUGAUAAUUAUUGGUGCCUUUUGGAAGAACAGUUCUUUUGAGAUGGAUUACUGCCUAGACCUGCACAUACACAAAAUCAGCCCUAUAUGGAUUACAGCACUUAGUCAAGAUGUUUCAAUUCUAUAUGUU